AUGAGCGCUAAAAGUGCUCUAGAGCCCCAGGCCUCGCCCAGCGACAUCCAAGACACAGAACAGCAAGGCCUGGAUUCCGUAUACCCGCUGUCUCCGAUGAUCGAUCUGCAGGAGGUGAACGUGUACGAGGAACGAAAUCAUCUAGGAUUUAAAGAUGGUUGCCCAUUCAUCCACCCACAUACUAUAUACCUUCUGGAUCCUUGUAGCACCAAAGCAAGAUUCCUGCCAGACCAACUCCGCGCCAAAAUGAUUAUGACUGCUUUUGGGAGUGCUGUGGCUAAAGCCAAGAUGCAAUAUGGGGAGGAUGUCAAGAAUUUGGAGAAGCCGGUUGUGGUUCAGAGUGUAGCUACAGAUGGACAGCUGUUCCACUUUAUGGUUCUGCAACUAAACACUCUGGAUUUAGAGUCCAGCAAUGGCAUAAAGAAUAUUGUCUGGAUGGAUGGAGACCAGGCCUUGUAUGAUACCGUUGCAGGCCCAGCGAAAGUCAGAAGGAAAGCGGCUGUGGUACCUGCUGGAGUCUCUGGACUCAAACCAGAAACAUUUCAGAAGUUUUGGGCAAUGUACCUGCAUGGGGCAGUCUAG
Molecule: messenger RNA, 582 nt
Organism: Staurois parvus
Lineage: Eukaryota; Metazoa; Chordata; Amphibia; Anura; Ranidae
Source: the annotation of a GenBank genome assembly